Molecule: messenger RNA, 95 nt
Organism: Plasmodium reichenowi
Lineage: Eukaryota; Apicomplexa; Aconoidasida; Haemosporida; Plasmodiidae
Product: aurora-related kinase 1
Exons: 1
Source: RefSeq, a predicted model, not a curated record
GGCGAUGGAGCACAUGGUAGUGUAUUCUUGGCUUGUGAGAGGAGAACCAAUUUUAUAUGCGUGUUAAAAUGUAUAUCUAAAUCACAUUUAGUCAA